UAUAUACAUGUACAAGACAUGAGAUGGUUCAUAAUCAUGAAAUGAUUCCUGUUGACAAGAGACAUUUAAUAAGGUCUCAAAGGGAUAUUUCUAAGGAACAUAUUAAUUUCAUUUCUACACUUAGAUUGAGUGGAGUUAAAGUUUCUGAUUCUUUGAGAGCUUUGAAGAAGGAGGUUGGAGGGUCUCCUAACCUUUGUUUUACAGCUCCUGAUGCUUAUAAUGCUAUUUCUGUUGAAAAGACAGCUAAACUUGGGGGAGGUGACAACAAUCAACUAAUCAAAUUUUUUGCUAAGAGACAAAUUGAUGAAACAGAUUUCUAUUAUGAUUUUGAACAAGAUGGAAAAUGGUGCAUUGGUUAAUUUCUUUUGGAGAGAUGGAAGGAUGAUGAGAGAUUAUCAUUACUUUGGUGAUUUGUUAGUUUUUGAUACUACUUAUAGGACUAACAAAUAUGGUAUGAUUUGUGCUCCAUUUGUGGGUAUGAAUCAUCAUGCAAAUAAUGUGAUGUUUGGCAUGGGAUUUAUACUUAAUGAAAGAACAGAAUCAUUUGAGUGGUUAUUUGAUACUUUUCUAACUUCUAUGGGAAGGAGAAGUCCUAUUACUAUUAUGACUGAUCAAGCUCAAGCAAUUGCAGCUGGGAUAAGAAAUAUUUUCCCCAAAGGUGUUCAUCAUAGAUUAUGUGUGUGGCAUAUUGAACAAAAUUCUAAGAAACACAUUGGGGCGUUGAGAGCUUUGGAUGGUUUCACUGAUUUAUUUGGUUAUUUACUGAAGUAUUGUGAAACUCCACCAGAAUUUGAGCAUUAUUGGAAAAGAAUGUUGUUGAAAUAUGACUGUGCAAAUGUUGAUUGGUUGAAUGAUUUGUAUAAAAUCAAAGAGAUGUGGUGUCCAGCUUUUUCAAAGAAAUUUUGGUCAGGAGGUGUGCUUUCAUCUCAACGUAGUGAGACAACUAACAAAUCAGUUUCUCAAAGGCUUAACAAGACACAAGGUCUAUGUGAUUUCUAUCAAGUGUUUCUCGAUGUGGUUCAAGAGUGGAGAAGCAAAGAAAAAGGGAGAGAUUAUAAUACAAUCAGAGGUAAUCGUCAUUUGGCUUUUGCAUACAUUGGGAUUCUUGUUCAUGCUAGAUCAUUGUAUACUAUUCAAGCUUAUGUGCUUUUUGAGGAAGAGUUCAUUAAGGGUACUGCUUGUGAUCAUAAGGAUGCUGGUGUGAAUUUUCCUGAAUAUUAUUAUCAUUUGUGGAGACCUGGGAAAGAUAUGAUCAAGCACGAGGUUGUUUUUAAUAAAGAAACACAUGCAAUAUGUUGUACAUGCAUGUUGUUUAGUGAAAUGGGUUUGCUUUGUUGUCAUGCUCUUCGAAUUUAUCAUAUGAAUUGUGUUCAUAAGAUUCCAGAUGACUAUAUAUGUAAGAGGUGGACUAAGGCUGCUAUGUGUAGUCAUGGCCUUGAUGAACCUACAAUGAAAACCAAUGUAGUAUCUACAAGUGUUUGGAGGACACAAACACUAAGGAAAUUUGUUAAGUUGGUAACAAGUUGUCAACACUCUUUGAAUGCUAGAGCAGAGGUUGAAUGUUAUUUCAAUCUUUUAAAAGAAAAGAUUGAGAGUGUUACUGGUACUAUUGAUUUUAAUGAACCGGUUGAAGGUAUUGAAAUUGUUGAUCAUGAAGUUAAGAAUCCGGCAAAAUCAAGACCUAUUGGAGAGAGGAAUUAUAGGCCUAAGAGUAAUUUAGAGAAGACUUAUAACAAAGCCAGGGGUCAGUGGUUGAAGAAAAAGUCAGUAUACACUCCUUAUAAAAGAUCUAAAGGUCAAGCAGUAGUUCAGGAAUUGGACGAGAAUGGGUGUCCUAUAUCUUAUGCUAAUUCUUUGGCUGAUCCUAAUGAGUUAAUUGUGAUUGAAGAUCCAAGUGCUCAGGUAAAAACUUAUUUUCUUUUUUUUUUAUCUGUUUUUAUCAAAUUCUUUAGAAUAUUAAACAUUUUUACUUUUAAUUUUUUUUCAAGGUUUGUAAUAAAAAUACUGUCAUUGUAGAAGAUAUCCCUUCAGAUGAUAGUGUUUCAAAUGACUUUGAACAGGUAUUAUGUAAAUGAUUAUGUAUGUAAUUGUAGUUGUUCAUUUUAGUAGUUUAAGUUGUGAUUAUAAUGUUUUUAUAAUUUUCAUUUUAUUAUAGGAAUAUGGAUAUAGCUCUAUGCAAUCAAACGUUA
This is a messenger RNA of Chenopodium quinoa (quinoa), 2189 nucleotides long. RefSeq names its product protein FAR1-RELATED SEQUENCE 5-like. The coding region runs from base 304 to 2016 and encodes 570 amino acids. Gene Ontology annotation, biological process: regulation of DNA-templated transcription. The record is from RefSeq and is a predicted model, not a curated record. The transcript has 3 exons. Gene Ontology annotation, molecular function: zinc ion binding. NCBI's taxonomy places the organism in Eukaryota, Viridiplantae, Streptophyta, Magnoliopsida, Caryophyllales, Amaranthaceae.